This is a messenger RNA of Oikopleura dioica, 1140 nucleotides long. NCBI's taxonomy places the organism in Eukaryota, Metazoa, Chordata, Appendicularia, Copelata, Oikopleuridae. The record is from the annotation of a GenBank genome assembly.
AUGCAAUUGCGUCAUCGAGAAUUCAAUUGUCUGGGAGCUUUAGGUCACCAUCGAAAUCAAUCUGAAAAAGAAGAAGAAGCUAGUCAUGACCGAAAAAAUACUGAUUCAAAAAAAAUGGAGAAAAAACCGCUUGAAGAACUUUUCUUCCCUGAUAUUACUCCCUUGAAAAGAAGCAUAAUUUCAAAUGCGAGAAAAGCUACUUCUUCAGUCAUAAGAAAAUGCGAUGAUUUUGCCAUUUCCGGAAGAAGAAAUUUCACUCCGAAAAACAUUCUGGUUCUUGCUUUUCUGGCGAUGCUUCCUCUUUCGAUCCCACAUUUGCGAAACCUGAAAAUGAAGAUUGGCAGAAUAGCUUCUUCACCUCCCGCCCUCUCAAUUCCCGACUUUCCCGACUUUCCGAAAAUCUCCUUUCCAGAGCUUCCAGCGGUCAACUUUCACUCUAAAACGAGCCGCCACGAAGUCAAGAAGUGCGGAGAAUCAGAAGACAUCAUAAACCUGCGUAAAGAACUAAUAGAGCUUCGAGAAGAGCUUGAUGAUCUCCGAAAAAAUCCUCUCAACGCGGAAAAAGUCAAGGAGGAACUUCAAGAAAUUGUUUAUUCAACUCUUGAAGACAAGACGGGCAUGGCUGAUUACGCGCUAGAAUCAGCAGGUGCAGAAGUUCUCGAAAAAUGGACGACUCCGGGAAUCCCGACUGGAAACGCUUUGAUGAAGAUUUGGAACAUGCCGAUUUUCUACCAGACAAUGUCUCCUAGACUUGCUCUUCAACCGAAUGUGCAUCCGGGGAAUUGCUUCGCGUUUGCGGGAGAUACAGGCUUUCUGACGGUCAAGCUCGCUCGGCCGAUUUACCCAACCAAUUUUACCAUCGAGCACAUUCCAAAGGCACUGUCAUUUGGCGACAUAAGCUCUGCUCCGAGAAACCUGACUCUGGAAGUAUUCAACCCUAUUUCCGGAAAAGGCAGCAUCGUCGGCACCUCAACAUUCAACAUCGACGGUUUUCCCGUUCAGACCUUCAGGACUUCCAUUACUGAUGCUCUUUCUAAACCAACUCAGUUCAUACGACUAAGAAUCAAUUCAAACUGGGGAAAUCCCAAUUUUACUUGUCUCUACCGACUCCGUGUUCAUGGAUCUCAACAUGAUUUUUAA